AUGAAGAGUUCCUGGGAUGGCUCGCACAGAAGUUUGGGAAGUGGCCAAGAAGGUCCUUGGGCCCCAACCCGGGCGCAGCCCGAGGCCCGGCGCGGGGGCGGCAGAAGCGGGGGCUUUCUCUGGCCGAGGCAUUCCCGAAGCUCAAGGCGAGGUGCCGGGGGGCACAAGGCCGGGGACCAAGGAGGGGGCCGGUGGUGCCAGCAGACCCCCUGGAGACGGACCACCCUCGCCCCUCCCACGGGCCCGAUGGGGGGUGUGGUCGGCCUGACGAUUCUUCCAGAAGUAAGAAGGAGUGCGGCCCCAGAAGGCAACACAAAAAGCCCUCGGCGACUUGGAGAACGUGGGUACCUGCAUCUUCGGGGGGAGGGGGCCGGAAUGGCGGGCCAUCGCUUCAAGACCGGGAAGGUGGGCCCCCUCCCCGACGGCGAAAUCCAGAAGCUGGGCCCCGCCGCCCCCCCAGCCUGGCCCCAGCCCUCGCGGCCCCCAGCAACCCCCUGGGCGUGGGACCCCCGCUUUGGGGGUUUCGGGGGCCCCGUAGAUGCGAAAAGAAGGGGACAGAAAUGGGGCUCAGGCUGGAGGCUGGGUCUUGUGGGACAGGAGGGCCCGGCCCCUCCUUCGAGCUGGACUGUGCCCACAGGGCUGGGCCUGAGAAAUGACCAGGACGGGCUGGGCCCAGGACCCGACCUCCCGUCCCCAGGGCUCCAAGCAUCUCAGAGAUGCUGGGGCAGCCGCAAGGGAGGCGGCCCCUUCCCCCGGCCCACAGGGAACCGGAGCGGGUCCUGCCCCACCACGGGGCCCUGGGCCCGGCUCCCAGAGGCUCCUAGUGAAGGGGCAACCGGGCUGGGCCCCUGGGAGAUGGGUACCGGGGACUUUGGCUCACUGACGGCCAAGCCGGCUUGUACAACCAACCCUGGGCCCGGGCUCCUCCCCAGGGACCUGUGGGCCCUCCCAGAGGCUCCCGCCACCUUCACGUCCCUGUCCCCUCAACCCCGGAGCCAGGCUGCUGACCCACCCCUGCCUCCCUCUUGGCGCACCGACCUUGGCUGGGAAGGAGCCCCUGAGAGGGCCGGCUCCGAGGGAAGUGGGGCUGUCCCCGCCUCUCCCACCAGCUUUGUGACCUAUGUGUCUCUCCCCAGGAACGGAUUGCCCACAGAUAAACCAGCUGUCACCGAAGAUGUAAAUAUUUACCAGAAAUAUAUUGCCAGGUUCUCUGGCAGUCAGCACUGCGGCCACAUACACUGUGCAUACCAGUACCGGGAACACUACCACUGCCUGGACCCCGAGUGCAACUAUCAGAGAUUCACCAGUAAGCAGGACGUGAUCCGUCACUACAACAUGCACAAGAAGAGGGACAACUCCCUGCAGCACGGCUUCAUGCGCUUCAGCCCCCUGGACGACUGCAGUGUCUACUACCAUGGCUGCCACCUCAACGGCAAGAGCACGCACUACCACUGCAUGCAGGUGGGCUGCAACAAGGUCUACACGAGCACCUCAGACGUCAUGACCCACGAGAACUUCCACAAAAAGAACACUCAGCUCAUCAAUGAUGGCUUCCAGCGCUUCCGGGCCACGGAGGACUGCGGCACUGUGGACUGCCAGUUUUACGGGCAGAAAACCACUCACUUCCACUGCAGGCGCCCCGGGUGCACGUUCACGUUCAAGAACAAGUGUGACAUCGAGAAGCACAAGAGCUACCACAUCAAGGACGACGCGUACGCCAAGGACGGCUUCAAGAAGUUCUACAAGUACGAGGAGUGCAAGUACGAGGGCUGCGUGUACAGCAAGGCCACCAACCACUUCCACUGCAUCCGCGCCGGCUGCGGCUUCACCUUCACCUCCACCAGCCAGAUGACGUCGCACAAGCGCAAGCACGAGCGCCGCCACAUCCGCUCCUCGGGCGUGCUGGGCCUGCCCGCCUCGCUGCUGGGCGCCAAGGACAACGAGCACGAGGAGUCCAGCAACGACGACCUGGUGGACUUCUCGGCCAUGAGCAGCAAGAACUCGAGCCUCAGCGCCUCGCCCACCAGCCAGCAGUCGUGCGCCUCCCUGGCGGCCCCGGCCGAGGCCCCCGCGGCCAAGCCCGCCGCCGCCGCCAAGAUGCCGGGGCUGCUGGGCCAGGCGCUGCCCGGGAGCCUGCCGCUGGCGCUGGCGCUCUCCAACUCGGCCAUGCCGCCCGCCGGGCCCUUCUUCCCCAUCCCUGCCGGGCCGCGUCAGCACCCGAUGCCCGUGGGCGCGGCCGGCCUGCUGGCGGGCGCCCGCCCGAGACGCAGACCCUCCCACCCGGCGGCGCCCGGCAGCGGCGGCCCCGCCGCCUGCACGUCGUCCCCGGCGCCCGCCGCCUCCAUCAUGGAGAGGAUCUCCGCCAGCAAGGGCCUCAUCUCCCCCAUGAUGGCCCGGCUGGCCGCCGCCGCGCUCAAGCCUUCCGCGGCCUUCGAAGCAGGGAAUGGGCAGCAGCCGCAGAUCCCCCCCGGACGGUUCCCCCCAGGCCAAGUGAAGCAGGACUCUGGUGAGACCCCCUCGACCUCCUCUUCCUCCGGCUCCCAGGAGGCCUUGCAGGAUCGCAGUCUGGACCUCAGCGUGAAGGAACCCAGCAAUGAAUCAAAUGGCCACACACUCGCAGCAAAUUCAUCUCUUUUAUCCUCGCUUAUGAAUAAGAUGUCCCAAGGCAACCCCAGCCUCGGAAGCCUGCUGAGCAUCAAGACGGAGGCAGAAGGCGGCUCUACCGGAGAGCCCGCUCCUUUCCUGGGAAAGGCUGUGAAGACCCUGGUCCAGGAGAAGUUAGCGGAGCCCUGGAAGGCGUACCUGCGCAGGUUCGGCACCAAGGACUUCUGCGACGCGCAGUGCGACUUCCUCCACAAGGUUCACUUCCACUGCGUGGUGGAGGAGUGCGGAGCCUUAUUCAGCACCCUGGACGGGGCCGUCAAACACGCCAAUUUCCACUUCCGAACGGAGGGAGGAGGAGCAGUAAAGGGGAGCACGGAAGCUUCCUUCCCCAACACGACCGCCACCGAGACCAAGGCUUCCAUGGCUCCGUCUUCACCUCCGGCACCCUCGGGCCCCAGCGUGGCUGCGGCAACCGCUUCGAGCCUAGAGGUGCCGGCCUCCAGCCCGGCCACGGUGCCCUCUGCCCCGACCCUCCUCGCCUGGAAGCAGCUGGCUUCCGCUGUCCCCCAGAUGCCUCCAAUUCCAUCCUCCAUGCCGGCUAUGGCCGCCUCGCCCUUGGCCACGACCUCUCUAGAAAACGCCAAGCCCCAAGUCAAACCCGGAUUCCUGCAGUUCCAGGAGAACGACCCCUGCCUCGCGAACGACUGCAAGUACGCCAACAAGUUCCACUUCCACUGUCUCUUUGGGAACUGCAAGUACGUCUGUAAGACCUCCGGCAAGGCCGAGUCGCACUGCCUGGACCACAUCAACCCCAGCAACAACCUGGUGAAUGUGCGAGACCAGUUUGCGUACUACUCCCUGCAGUGUCUCUGUCCAAACCAGCACUGUGAGUUCCGGAUGCGAGGGCACUACCAUUGCCUCCGGCCUGGGUGCUACUUUGUGACCAACAUCACAACCAAGUUGCCUUGGCACAUAAAGAAACACGAGAAGGCAGAACGCCGGGCAGCCAAUGGGUUCAAGUAUUUCACCAAACGCGAGGAGUGCGGGAGACUAGGCUGCAAGUACAACCAGGUCAACAGCCACUUCCACUGCAUCCGAGAGGGCUGCCAGUUCUCCUUCCUGCUCAAACACCAGAUGACGUCCCAUGCCCGGAAACACAUGCGGAGGAUGCUGGGGAAAAACUUUGACAGAGUUCCCACUCAGGGGCCGCAGAACGUGCUGGAUACGGAGACGGACGAGUACAUGGACUACACCGGCUGCAGUCCCGGCGCGCUCUCCUCUGAGUCCUCCAACAUGGACCGAAGCUGCUCCAGCACGCCCGUGGGCAACGAGAGCACCUCGGCAGGGAACACCAUCACCAUGCCGACGGCGUCCGGGGCCAAGAAGCGCUUCUGGAUCAUCGAGGACAUGUCCCCCUUCGGCAAGCGCCGCAAGACGGCGUCGUCCCGCAAGAUGCUGGACGAGGGCAUGAUGCUGGAGGGCUUCCGGCGCUACGACCUGUACGAGGACUGCCAGGACGCGGGCUGCCAGUUCUCGCUCAAGGUCACGCACUACCACUGCACGCGGGAGAACUGCGGCUACAAGUUCUGCGGGCGCACGCACAUGUACAAGCACGCGCAGCACCACGACCGCGUGGACAACCUGGUGCUGGACGACUUCAAGCGCUUCAAGUCCUCGCUGAGCUGCGACUUCGCCGAGUGCCCGUGGUCGGGCAGCAGCACGCACUUCCACUGCCUGCGCUGCGGCUUCCGCUGCACCGACAGCACCAAGGUCACGGCGCACCGCAAGCACCACGGCAAGCAGGACGUGAUCAGCGCCGCGGGCUUCUGCCAGUUCAGCUCCAGCGCCGACUGCGAGGUGCCCGACUGCAAGUACAAGCUCAAGUGCUCGCACUUCCACUGCACGGCGCCCGGCUGCAAGCACACCGUGGUGGGCAUGUCGCAGAUGGACUCCCACAAGCGCAAGCACGACAAGCAGGGCGGCAGGCGGGCCAGGCCGGCGCGGCGCCAGCGCAGCGGCAUGACAGGGGCCCCCCAGGCCUCGACAGCUCGCUCAGCCUGGCGCGCCAGUAGCGGGCGCCACCGCUCUUCUUCCUGCAGAAGCGCCGCGCAUUCCGGCCUCGCCGACUCCCUGGACCUGAGCAAGCAACCCCGAGGCCGGGCCGCGCCCGAGGCAGGCGGCCGCUGA
This is a messenger RNA of Sarcophilus harrisii (Tasmanian devil), 4791 nucleotides long. RefSeq names its product zinc finger protein castor homolog 1. The record is from RefSeq and is a predicted model, not a curated record. The transcript has 19 exons. Gene Ontology annotation, molecular function: DNA-binding transcription factor activity, RNA polymerase II-specific; RNA polymerase II transcription regulatory region sequence-specific DNA binding. Gene Ontology annotation, cellular component: nucleus. Lineage: Eukaryota; Metazoa; Chordata; Mammalia; Dasyuromorphia; Dasyuridae. The coding region runs from base 1 to 4791 and encodes 1596 amino acids. Gene Ontology annotation, biological process: regulation of neuron differentiation; positive regulation of transcription by RNA polymerase II.